Messenger RNA from Spinacia oleracea (spinach), 558 nucleotides. RefSeq lists its product as uncharacterized. The transcript is spliced from 2 exons. The coding region runs from base 1 to 237 and encodes 78 amino acids. Lineage: Eukaryota; Viridiplantae; Streptophyta; Magnoliopsida; Caryophyllales; Amaranthaceae. The record is from RefSeq and is a predicted model, not a curated record.
AUGGCGAGCAAGUAUAUAAUCGGAUCACUGUUUGGAUUGUUUGGUAUUUCAUAUUUGUUCUAUCAUCUUGCUGCUGACAAGAAGAUUUUUGGAGGCACAACUCCGAUGACUGUUGCUAACAAGGAAUGGUGGGAAGAAACUGACAAGAAGUUUCAGAAAUGGCCUCGCACUGCUGGCCCUCCGGUGGUCAUGAAUCCCAUCAGUCGCCAGAAUUUCAUUGUCAAAUCCAGAGACUAAUCCUGAAGAGAUACAACGACUUUGCUGUGGUGAUAGUUCACCACUUGUUCCUGUUUCCUAUUUUCAUGCUCAAGUUCUCACUUCUAAAACAGAGCUCUUACUCUGUCCACUAGUAAGACUGUAAGAUUGUUGUAUGUAAGAAUAUGAUACUACAAUCUUGGGAUUUCUUGCAUGUAAGAUUAAUAUAAAACCUAAGGGCUGGGACUGCCAAAAACUAGUGAUAAUAUGAAGUUAACCUGAUAUUCACUUGUCAUAAAUACCAAUGAUUAUAUGCUCGGAUAACAAUCUACAGAUUUGCAUAGAGAAAAACUGGAACUUGUA